Molecule: messenger RNA, 417 nt
Organism: Suillus bovinus
Lineage: Eukaryota; Fungi; Basidiomycota; Agaricomycetes; Boletales; Suillaceae
Exons: 5
Coding region: 1-417 (138 amino acids)
Source: RefSeq, a predicted model, not a curated record
AUGGCACCUCCUUCUUCAGGCAGUUACAAGAUCCAGAAUUUUCUGCAUAAAGACAGGUUUGUUCACAUGAAACAAGACCAUACUGUUGUUGGCUCGGAUCACGGUGAUACCAUCGAGGUCUCUGUCAAAAACGAAGUUUUGGGCCUCGUAACUCUUCAUGAUAAAGCAAGGAACAAGUAUCUUGUCAUCGAUGAAAAGAAUGGUGAUGUCGUAGGCAGCUCCGAGCCUCAGGAGCUACAGCUCUCCACCGAGAGUGGCCAGCCUAAUGAUAGGAACUAUCUAAUCCAUAUCAUGAACGUCAACGAAGUGUGGAUCCUCAAUGGAGACAAAGACAAUACUCCGAUCGUUGUUGCUCCGGCUCCUCCCCCGAACGUUGUGGACUUCGAGAAGAAGUUCUGGAAGUUUGAGGAGGCUUAA